AUGGCUCUUGAUCCGGAGUCCGUCUUAGCAAAGCUUGAUGCUAGUGCGCCCGAGCAAACCGAUGCUUUACGAUAUUUGAAGAAUCAAGUAAUCGGUCACAUAGAAAGAAAGGAAGAAUGGCUUCAACGCGGCAUACUUCUUCCUAUCGUCAGAAUAUUAUCUUUGGGUGCCAUUGAGGCGGGCGAGAGGAACCCAGAAACUCCGUUUUUGGCCGUAGAUAUAUUGACCGACGAGGACAAUGCCAAGUUGCAAGCUCUACAGCUUCUUAGCAGCUUUGCAAAUGCAGGUCCAUCAUUCCUCUCUCCGAUGCACGCGGCGGAUGUGUUGCCUGCAGUCCUGAGCCGUUCAACCCUCCAAAAUGAGAACCCCCAGAUUGCCCUAGCUGCUCUCCGAGUCCUGCGAGAUGUCGCUGCCACUGCUACAUACGCUUCUCCAUCUUCGCCAAUCACUCUAGAAUACCUCGCCGACAUGUUAUUUUCCGAUAGCCACGUACCGUCUCUCUACUAUGUUCUAUCUCUCAGUACGCACAACGCAGAAGCCCAGAUCACCAUUGUGUCCCACCUUAUAAAGGACCUUUGCCGUGAGGAACGUCACCAGUCGAUUCUGGUCAGCAGUGGGAUCCUUGACGCGCUUGCCACGAAGCUAGCAAGUUUCGCAGUUGCCCAAGGACAGGUGAUACCGAGGGCGGAGAUCAUCGCUGCGAUGGAGGGUCUAGAAAACUACAUACCGAAACCUGCCCCAACCUCUAGGAGUUUGGAGGGUAUUUUAGGUGCAAUUGCUUCUAUUAUACGCGAUUCACCAUACCGAGCUUGCAAGCUUCUCUACUCACCCUCCAUUCUGGCUAUAUUCCCUGUAGCCGAUGUCGAUCACCUAAUCAAAACUGAACCGCAAUCGUAUCCUAGCUCUAUGGAACUGCCUGGACUGCGGCCGACAAAACAUUUGAACUUCGAACCUAUGAGCCUUCUUCUUCCCCGUAUGGCCCAAGAGUCUACAUAUACCACACCUUCUCCAUCAAAUACAUUACGAGAAAGUUCGAGUCGCAAUGAGCGGUCCGCAUCCAGGUUCCCCAGUAACACAGCCUCACGAACUCCUUCAGCCGAUACUUACACCUCGACAAACGAUAUCGAGGGUGAAGAAGCUGAAAGUCCUAUGAUACCGUGGCUUCUUACCUUGAUCAGAUCGACGAAUGGUACUGAGAUGUUGAUGGCCGUUUCUGUCUUGGCUUCUCUCUUCAAGGCUGGGUUUUCUUACAAGUCAAGAGAAGCUGACCUAGGGCUUCUUGUCGUGCCCGUUCUUUUGAGCAUGCUAAACGACGUCCAGACUAAGCUGAGGGAUAUCGACUACAACUCCUCUAAUCAUGAUACCGUUUCUACACUCAAAAUUGUCGAGGAGGCACCUGCUAUAUUGGCCCGUCUCAUAACUGAUAGUGAACUGCUACAGAAAGCUGCUUUUAAUAGCAAUGCAGUUAAAACAAUAUGUAAACUACUCAAAGACAGCUACGAUGCACCACCCCCUGUUACCAAAUCAUGGUCCUUACGCAAAAGCCCGGAGUCGGCGGCCGAACUACGGCCUGAGUGCCGGCUAGGUGAAGAAGGCCAGCACCGGUGUUAUGUCCAUCGCACCAAGGUAAAGGAAAGCACACUGCGGGCUUUGGGUGCGGUAGCGUCUUUUAAAGACGAUUAUCGGAAGGCAGUCGUUGAUCAAGACGUAAUUCCUCGCAUCGUCGAAUCUCUUACCCCAAGCCAUAACAAUCCAGUCUCGGUUGUUUUAGCAGCUUGCUAUGCAGUUCGUAUGCUCUCUCGUUCAGUUGGCAUUCUUCGGACGGCUUUGGUCGAUAAUACAGUGUACGCCCCCUUACUUCAGCUAUUGCAAUGGCAUGAUACAGACGUACAGGUAGCUGCUGCUGCAACUGUGUGUAAUCUGGUCAUGGACUUUAGUCCGAUGAGAGAAUCACUUGUUCAAGCCGGGAUCUUGAAGGCACUCUGUGAGCUUGCGCAUUCUCAUAGUGCCGAUUUACGAUUGAAUUCCCUGUGGGCUCUCAAGCACCUAGUGUACUCGGCUAGUGUUGAUUUGAAGAAGAGAUGCGUAGAAGAAUUAGAAUCUGGAUGGCUAGUCCGCUUGAUCGUCGACGAUACCGAGGAUCAGGCCCUUUUCUCUGCGUCUACGAAGGCAAGGAGUGAAAGACCAGAGACGACAACCGAUAUGGAUGAAGACAUAGACAUGGGCAUCGGCGAGGACCACGAUCGGGCUUGGCUAUCGACGUCUUUCUACAAGACGCCCACCCCUCGGGCCCAUCCAAAUGUUCGUAUACUGCGGCUCGCCGAGACACGCCUAGAAGCGCUGCGCGAAUCUGAGUCGAGUCUCAUACGGAAGGCUAGGCAUGACGAUAUGGCCAUUCAAGAGCAAGGUCUCGGGCUCAUCCGCAACCUGAUCGAAAGUGGUCAUUCCAGUGGUAGUGCCGACUCGCCAAAUGACACGACGGAGAUGAUUGACUAUCUGUUCAACACUUUGGGACAAGACCGACUGUUUGACAUACUUAGUGCUAAACUACGAGUUAAGGUCCUCCAUCCAUUAGGCCGACGAGACGCUUCGGGCAGCGAGACGCGGAUUCUUCCUCCCCAAGCCAAGACUAUCGAAUCAGUCAUAUAUAUUCUAGUCCAUAUAGCAGCUAGUAUACCACGUCACCGACAACUUGUGGUAUCCCAAACGGAAUUGCUCAAGCAGCUAGCAAAGCUAUUCAGCAGCCACGACAGGGAAGUGCGAGUUGCCCUAUGCCACCUGAUCAACAACCUAACAUGGCAAGAUAACGCCAGCGAUGGACCUGGAUGUUCACAGAGGGCCCUCGAACUCAAGAACUUGGGGUUCUUGUCAAAACUGGAGGCACUCGAAAGGAACGACGAUGAGCUCGACGUACGCGAGCGAGCAAAGUCGGCGGUAUGGCAGAUGAAGCCAUCGCAUUAACCCCAAUAACUGUUAAUUUCCCCCCUACCAGAAACAAGAAAGGGGGUUUAGAAAUUAUGGUACGGAACGCGGUUGUAAUAGUAUGGUGUGUAGCAACUUUAAAAGACGAAUACAAUGGACGGAUACACACAACAGAGAAUUUGGGGGUUGCAUGGAUCGGCGGUGCUACAAAGGCAAAUCAAUACCUACUUAGUUGGCGCGUUGGCAUUUCAGGAGAGCCAUACAAACUUAUACCCGUCGCGAGGCGAACGUGUGUUCUGUGGAUAGUAUGAUAGUGCUGUCGUUGUUGUCAGCAUGAAAAUGAUCGAUCCGUUUGCCUUUCCAUCUAUCUUGCUUACCGUAUGCAUGUACCUACCUAAUACCUACCCUCCCCUUCCCCCGGUGUUGCUUGAGAGCACACGGCAGACAAUGGAUGCAUGAACGCGCUGGGAUUUCAGGAGGCGACGACAGCUAGCCCGGACCAAGUUCACCGGGCGGAUGAACAUUGGAUGUGAGCCAAUGGUGCACACGGCGUGGGUGACACGAGAGACUUGGUUUGCUGGGCGUUGUUACUACAUA
This is a messenger RNA of Hypoxylon fragiforme, 3519 nucleotides long. RefSeq names its product ARM repeat-containing protein. The record is from RefSeq and is a predicted model, not a curated record. Gene Ontology annotation, molecular function: protein binding. NCBI's taxonomy places the organism in Eukaryota, Fungi, Ascomycota, Sordariomycetes, Xylariales, Hypoxylaceae. Gene Ontology annotation, biological process: proteasome-mediated ubiquitin-dependent protein catabolic process. The transcript has 3 exons. Gene Ontology annotation, cellular component: GID complex. The coding region runs from base 1 to 2961 and encodes 986 amino acids.